AGAAACAAUGAAAAAACAUAUAAAAAACAGACAAAGGGCUUUCAUAUAUAAGAAAUAAGUGCUUAAUAAUCUUCAAAUAAUACGUUUUAUUACAAUCUUUUUUUUGUCGUUGAAGAUCUCUCGACCUACAGCUCUACAUAUUAAAAUGACGCCUUAUAAAGUUAUAUUUAAUGGAUAUUUGUACUUUAUAGACAUAGGAUUAUUGAAUAAGAGCAAACUAUUAUCUAUAAAUCAUUGUAUCCGACAUUUAAAUAUGUCUUCUAAGCAGGUUCAGCAAACAGAUCAAGAAGAAGGAAAAGAGAUAUUUAAAGUACCUAAAGAGUUACAAUUUUCAGAAAGAAAACGCUACAGAUGUUCUUUUGAAUCUUUAAAUGGGUUUAAGAUUUCUCCUUAUGGGCGAAAAAAACCAAUAAAAAACAUAGAAAGAUUAGAAAAAGCAGUUAGAACAGCGAUUUCUAGAUCUACGGGUGGUACUUAUGAUGGGUCAUCACCGAUAAUACUGACAGAAGAUUUAUCUUUCAAGCUUCGUAUGAUACAAGCUUUAUAUAAAGAAACAGGGCAUAGAUUGCCAGAUAAUGUUGUUACAAAGGCUAAAAAUGUAUCAACUAUUCUUAAAUAUUAUAAAAAGGCAAUUGAUGAAUUAAAACGGAAGAAAAAUGAACCUCCAGUUAAUAAACAGUUGUUUAAAGGUACCAACGUUUACAUUGAAACAUGAGGAACAAAUAGCUAAGGAAAUAUGUUAUAUAAUAUUAAAAAAUCUAUACAAUUUUUUAGAAUAUAUUCAAAAAUUAUGCAUAAUAUAUACAUCGACAAUAGUUAAUUUAUACAAUAAUAUUAUUUUUAAAAUAGAAAUGCAAAAUAGAAGAAAUGCAC
Molecule: messenger RNA, 873 nt
Organism: Pneumocystis murina B123
Lineage: Eukaryota; Fungi; Ascomycota; Pneumocystomycetes; Pneumocystales; Pneumocystaceae
Exons: 3
Coding region: 146-715 (189 amino acids)
Cellular component (GO): mitochondrion
Source: RefSeq, a predicted model, not a curated record